UAUUUCCUGGCACGGAUCCUUCAAAUCGAUCUCGCUAUCGAUCAGUCUUUGGAGAAAUCCGAGCAGCAAGCUAUCCGCCAGCGAAUCUUCCGCCAUUUGGAGAUCGCCGCCAACACAAGCCACACAAUGUCACAGUUCCACUUGACCCAGUGUUAUUAUCAAGGUGUCGGGGUCGACGAAGACCACACCAAAGCUGUCGAUAUGUUUCGCAGUCUUGCAGAAUGUGGAAUGGCACAAGCCCAAGUUGCUCUCGGUCGAUGCUUUGAGAGCGGCGAGGGUGUCGAUCAAGACUAUAGCACAGCCAUCGAGUGGUAUUCCAGGGCUGCCGACCAGGGCAGUGAAGAUGGGCGCCUUCACAUCGUGCAUCUCAUGGCCGUGUGUGUGUUUCAUGGAUUCGGAACUACCGAGGACCGGAGGAAGGCAGCGGGUAUCUUCGAGCAGCUCGCCAACGAAGGCCACAGCGACAGCCAGUUCUGCAUCGGAGAGUGCUAUUGGCGUGACUGGGGUGUACCGAAGGACUACGAGAAGGCAUUCGAGUGGUUCAGCAAGUCGGCUAACCAAGGCAACUCGUAUGGGCAGUGGAGGCUUGGUUCUCUCAACUGUUGGGGAUACGGAGUCACCAGAGACGAGCCCAAGGCAAUCGAGUGGUGUCGCAAGUCUGCCGAGCAGGGCAAUCGAUACGCACAAUAUUGGCUCGGCAACCGCUACAAGAAUGGCGAAGGUGUCCCUCAAGACAUCGACACCGCCAUUUUCUGGUACCGCAAGUCGGCCGACCAGGGUCUCGACUGGGCCAUCAGUAGUCUCAAGAAACUCGGCAAAUGGCCCUGA
Polychytrium aggregatum is the source of this 828-nucleotide messenger RNA. RefSeq lists its product as uncharacterized. The coding region runs from base 127 to 828 and encodes 233 amino acids. The transcript has 2 exons. Gene Ontology annotation, molecular function: protein binding. NCBI's taxonomy places the organism in Eukaryota, Fungi, Chytridiomycota, Chytridiomycetes, Polychytriales. The record is from RefSeq and is a predicted model, not a curated record.